Messenger RNA from Manduca sexta (tobacco hornworm), 3860 nucleotides. RefSeq names its product histone-lysine N-methyltransferase 2D-like. The coding region runs from base 180 to 1334 and encodes 384 amino acids. The record is from RefSeq and is a predicted model, not a curated record. The transcript has 7 exons. NCBI's taxonomy places the organism in Eukaryota, Metazoa, Arthropoda, Insecta, Lepidoptera, Sphingidae.
UGAUAGAGUGUAACAAAAUCGCGGGUGUACGCAGACCGGUGCGUGGUCGUUUGUGUUCGGAACAGGUUUGUGUCGUCGAGUCGCCGACAGUCGCACCGGAGUGAUGAUGUGUUCACCUCGCCGCGGUCCGAAUGGCAUCUGUCACCUCUUUAUGUCGUCACAAAUACACCUAAUGAUCGAUGGAUGGCUACACCGCUAAUCGAUACUUCAAUGUGUCAGCGGCGCAGCACAUGCAGGUGAGCGGGUCGGGGGGCGGCGGACAUGUGUCGGUAGCGGCCCAGCAGGGCAUGUACGCCAGUUUCCAGCACCAGGGCACGCCUUCUCCUCAGCAUCACCAAGGGACCGGAUGUGACACAUAUUCCGUAUCGCAGUCGCAGAGCAUCAACUUCUCGCAGGCGAUGCGGGCGCGGCCCGCCGGCGCGCCGCAGCAGCAAGCGGCCGCCGCGCCGGGACAGCCACCGCUGGGAGUGGCAGCUGCAGGCAUAUCGCGCGAGCAGCAAGCAAAGAUGCUGCAGCAACAACAGCAACAGAUGCUGCGCGCACAGCAGCAACACUUGCGCCCGCCGCCGCCAGAGUACAAGGCGCGCUUCGUGGGCGCUUCGCCCGUACCCGGCGUGGGGAACGUGGGGGGCAUGGGCCCCGGCGUCACAGCAAGGCGACCCCCCGCCGCGCAGCCACGGCCUUUCCCGCAACACGCCCGGCAAUACUCACCGGAGUGGCGCCAUGUUCUCAUGCAGCAACAAGCUGCUUCUAGGCAGCAGUUCCCACAUCAUCAUCAAGGUUUUGGCAUGACCACAAUGGGCGGAGGCAUGACACAGCAACAACAACAGCAAAUGCAGUUGCAGCAAGUGCGACUUCAGCAACAGCAUUUAAUGCAGCAUCAACAACAAAGGUCAUCGAAUCAACAGACACCAAUGUCACACCUAAUUAUGCAGCAAAAUCAAAUGAUGAGUGUACAAGGACAAAUACCGAAUAUUCACAUGAGUCAAUCACAAAGCAUGUCAAUGCAGCCGGGUGGCAUGGGUGGCAUGGCCUCUCACCAAGGCAGCCCCAUGCAGAACACUUCCAUGCAAGGCCAGACCGGUCCCAUACAUGCCCAAAACAGUUCCAUGCAAAAUUCCAUGAUGUCGCAAAAUGGGCCCAUGCAGACACAGAACAGUAAUGGGUCGCAACACUCGUUCCCGUCACUCCAUAAUCCGUCUUCCUUCGCGGGACAAACUGCAGACUUUAACCUGGACUUCCUCGACAACAUGCCUUCCACGGACGCUAGCAACCUCACCGCGCAGGAGCUACUCAACUCCUUAGAUAAUUCAUUUUUGAAUGACAUUCUUUAAAGUAGUCAUAAAUUUAACUUACCAGAUGCGAAUUUCUAAUAACUAUUUGUGCUUGUUAAUUGACCUGUCGUGUAGUCAAUUAUACUUCUACGUGGGCAAAGGGUUGAAAUUUGAAUUUUCAACUGAAACAAACUUAUGACCAAUGUAAAAUAACUAUGACCAAAGUUUUCAAACAGAAUUUAACAGGGCCAGUUUUUGGCUAGCGGCAUAAUUAUAAUUAUAUGCGUUAGUUACGGAAUCCUUUUGAAGUCUCUUAAUGUUUUGGACCACAUUGUUUGUAGACUGUUUAUUGUCAAAAUAUCCAUUUCGUAGUGUUUAUAGUUUUUACUACUGUUAAUUAUUCUUUGUAAAUAUUUUAAUAUUUUUUUGUAAUAUGGUAGGAUCAGUUAGAGUGAAAUAUCGAGUCUCGAGGAUAUCCAUAAAGCUGACAUUCUAUUUUCUUCUAUUAUAACGUAAUUUUUAAUUUAGCUGAAAGUAGGCUAAAGUAUAUUUAUUGCAGAUUAUAUUGUAGCUAAUAUGAUGUAAUUGAAGAGAAGCACAAAAGACAUUUCAUAUUUUUAUUUACUCGUUAGUAAAUUUAUUUAUGCAAACAUUCAAAUUGGGGCAAUAUGUUUUCGCAUUUGUACAGUAUUGAUUUUUGGUGUAGUAACUUAUUUAUUAUCUUUACAUACGUCAAUCAUCGCAUGUUUUUCACGCAGAUUUAUUAUUUUUAUGUAAUCCGUAUAAUCUAGUGGUUAACCGCAUUAGUGUUUGGUGCAUAACUCGACUGCUGAUAGCCAAUGCGCAUACAAUAUGAUCUUGUAUGUAUUUCGACAUAAAAAAAACAAUGUUAUCGAGAGGUGGACUUCGAACUAAGUGGCUGAAUAGAAUCGUAUUUCUCUAAUCUGACCAGGGACAUGACUAUAAUGUUGUGGGUCGGGACAAAUUUAUUCGGAUGGACCCUUUUUAUGUGAUGGAAAUCCAGUUAACAGAUAUCUUCCCAGUGCCUGGACACGAGCGGGGGGAAGGAAGGUGGUUACAUUAUUAUAGCUGAGUGAUCCGACACAUGAAUGAAUAAACAUCCGUCACCGUUUAGAAUCUGUAUGUCAUAGAAAGUCGCUGUCACCCUGGGUCAUCAUUGGUUUAUGCCAUUUUUCUCGUCCUACCACCUUAUUGUUAUGCCACUGAAUCUGACGAUGUCAAUACUGCAUAACAAUCGUAUUGAAAUCUCCACGCCUACCUGCCUAUAUUCUUAUAUAUCAAUACAAGAAAGAAGAAAAUUUGUACCUCUUUUUAAGCACUACGCGAAUAGGAGUGGGAGAUUUACCCCCUUAUUCAUAGACGUUUUUUAUCGAACGACCAAGUAAAGCUGUGAUAACAAGUCUGUUUCUCAAUGUUGACGGCAUGGCAGUCUUCUCAGUGCGUAGACAUAUGGCCGUUGUGAUUGGCUAAUAUUGAGAUACAACAAUAAUAGCCAAUCACAACGGCCCUAUGUCUAUUUCUCAGUGCCGUUGGGCACUGAGAAACAAGCUUGUUAUCACAGCUUUACUUCGUCCUUAGAUAAAAAACGUUUAUGAAUAAGGGGGUUAGUGAUUAAAGUUCAUAUAGAGGAGUAUGGAAAAAUAAAAUUUAUAAAAAUGACGCGUAAUCAAAUAUAUUAAAUUCGACGGUCGAACCUCAAACCACUCAUCUACUUCCUAAAGCGGUCGAGUUAUGUGUCGAUACACGUGGAAUAACGUAAACUGGAUUGAUCUUUAUGAUCCGUUGCAAGUUAUUUUCAACAGAACCAAAUAGUGUUGCAGGCGAGGUUAAAUGUCGGCCCAGUCAGCUCUUUCAGUGAGAGAGAUGUUUGGUGUAAGAAAGUUUAUUAGUGUAGAUGUAGUAUGGGAGCUACGAGUGACGCUGGUAUCCGCCUGGGAAUAAUCCGAUCUUUUUUAUUUUAUUGUAGUUCAACUGUGUUUUAAGUAGGGAUAUAUUGAAAUCAUUCCUGUACCUAAGAUAAAUAGUAGAUUAUACUGUGAUGUUGGUCUCAAUGGUCAAUAGGUAAUAUAGCAUCAAUUAUAUUAUUAUAAAUAGAUUGUCGUUAUUGUUAAGGAUCUCAUUGUAUCAUUUUAGUUUGAGGGAUUCUGGAGUAAAUAGGCUGUUGGUUUCAUUUUAGUAUGUUUUUUACGAAUAUGUGAUGUUAAUUUCAUUUGAGGAACACGUUUUUGACUUAUGUAUUUUAGGUAUCGACCUAUAUAUUUCCAUAUACACAAAUUCGUACAUAGUUCUUAAAUUUGUAAAUAAUUUACAGAAUAGUUGUUAAACAACUUUAAGGUGUUCUGGAUAAUUUUAUUGUACUAAUAUGUAGUGAAUCCGAUGUGAACAUAAUGUAAUAUGUUUGUUUAUACUUUACGAAAAGUUUUGCUCUCUUGUAUGACACCUAAACAAUUAUUGUAAAUGAUAGGAACAUUCCAGAACCAUUGUUAACAAUGUUUUAACUUUAGGACCAAUUUUUGAAUGUUCUUUUGAAAAUAAUAUUGCAUAUUAAACAUGGAGUUUAAUUUC